UCACAAACGAAAAUUUUCUUGGUUGGAGUUUGUGGUCCAGUUGGUCUUCUUGCUCGUAUCCUUGCGGGAAUGGCCAAACAAUAAGGACCCGUUUUUGCCACAAUUCUGAGUAUGUCAACUGUUCAGGCGGGAAGGAGUCUGCUUCACAGACGAAAUCUUGCAACACUGACCCUUGUGCAAUUAAUGGUAAUUGGACUGCCUGGACACCAUGGUCAAUAUGUGAUCAAUCCUGUGGUGGAGGUAUUCAUUAUCGUCGGAGAACUUGCUCUAAUCCACCUCCCAAGAAUGGUGGGUUGCCUUGUGGUAAAACGAAGGAGGAGAUGGAAACUGCAGUGUGCAAUGUACGACCUUGUGACGAAGCAUGUGAAGAAGGGACUGUAUUUGAUGACUGUAGUAAGCCAUUACCAUGCCAACGAACCUGUCUUGAAAUGAGUAAUGAAGUUGUCUGCCAGAAUCCGACCAAUCAGUGUAAAUUUGGCCGAAUGGAAUGCCAGGACGCACUUUGUGAUGGUGGGUGGAGUGGUUGGACUGUGUGGAGUCCAUGUGACAGGACCUGUGGUUGGGGCACCAGACUGCGCUUCAGAUCUUGCACCAACCCCUUCCCCCGGAAUGGAGGAAAGAACUGUUCCGAUGAAGGGCGAAUGGAAGUGGGGAAAUGUAACGAGUUUGCAUGCGUAGUUGACGGUAAACCAGGACCAUGGGGGAUGUGGAGUACAUGUACGUCGACAUGUGGAGGAGGAACGCAGCAUAGAAAAAGGUACUGUAAUAAUCCGGUACCCCAGAACGGAGGAGAUGAAUGCACCAGAGAAUUGAUGGAAGAAACAAGACCUUGCGCCUUGGAGGAAUGCCCAGGCGGUUGUGGACCAGGCAUGGAGUUUGUUCCUUGCAGCAGUACGUGCCUACCAAUUCACUGUCAACAAUUAGCUUCACAAGCUGACUGUAUUGACGAGGAUUGUCACUCUCUCUGUCGAUGCCAAGAUGGCCACCUCCUGCAAAAUGGAACUUGUGUGGAACCUCAUCAGUGUCGGUGUAUGAUAGAUCUAGGGGGCGAUCAGUUACAAGAACUGUCACCGAUGCAAUCGAUCAUGAUUGGCUGCAAGAAUUGUACUUGCAAGAGUGGUGUCUUAGACUGUAUCGAGGAAAACUGUCUUGUGAACGGUAAUUAUAGCAAUUGGUCACCAUGGGAACCAUGUGAUAGGACCUGUGGAUCAGGUUAUCGUCGGCGAUAUCGUUCUUGUACCAAUCCUGUUCCUCGUCAUGGAGGAAAGGGUUGUAUCGGUGCUGAUAUGCAGAAGAUGCCUUGUCAAGGUCUCAAGCCAUGCCCAACUAUCCCUGGAUGGAGCACCUGGUUUUCAUGGACAAAUUGUGAUGUAUCAUGUGGGGGUGGUACACAAGUAAGAAAAAGAUUAUGCAAUAGUCCCUCACCAGAUCCAAGCAGUAUGUUGGUUUGUGAAGGAGCCCAGAACCAGACCAGAUCUUGCAACACGGAAAUCUGUCCCCGAGCUUCAUGUUAUCAGCUGGUUUCCCUACCUUCAAAUGCUCCAACAAGCCUAGCUUUCUCUGAUGUUCCAUCAUCGGGAUGGAAUCCUUCCACAUCUGGCCCCGUCGUGUCAUUUUCCUUCCCAGACCAAAAGCAAAUUACAGCACUAGAAGUUAGAGGCGGUGGAAAAGGAUCAGGAGCAUUUGUGAGAGAGAUGGAAAUAUCGUAUCGUGUCAGCAAGUAUGACUCGAUGGAACAAAUCAAAGACCAGAAAAACAAUACAGUGAUUUUUGCGGCUAAUAGCAAUGAUGUAGACACUGAAGUCAUCAACCUUCCUCAGCAUGGGAUAGUUGCUUCAUCAUUAUCAUUAAUGGUGCUUAAUGCUACAAGGAAUGCAAGACUUCAACUGAGGCUAAGAGGAUGUCAGCCAGUUUGUGCCGGUGAUAAGAUUGAGCAGGAAUGUGGAGGGCAGUGUCCAAGGACUUGUGCAGAGUUGAGAGGUGAUGCUAUCUGUGUAACAGAAGAUUGCAAGAAAGGCUGCUUCUGUCAAGAAGGAUAUGUGGAAUUGGAUGGGAAAUGUGUACCCCCCAGGGAAUGUCCAUGCUUCUUGUCCAAGAGUGUCAUACUUAACCUACAACUGAUCACUGGUGAACCACCGCUAGAAAAUCCCAACAAUUCUGAAUGUCUGUUGGUUGCUGUAGAUCAGAGGGGUAAUCGUAUGGGACAUGGAGAUAUGGUACUCCCUGGGAGUUUGGUAUCUACAUCUUGCAAUAAUUGCACCUGUGUUAAGGGCAUUAUGGAAUGCACAACGGAGCGUUGCCGAGAAACGGUAACAAAAGCUCCAUCCUGUCAAGCGUCUGGAACCUGUGCUAUUAACUGCACAUGGAAUGACUGGGCGGAAUGGUCAACAUGUAGUAGAUCAUGUGGGCUGGGGCUUGUGCGACGGACACGAUCAUACAACCCUGCCAUGUUCGGUGGCAAAGAGUGUAAUAACAAGAAUAAUACUAUAGAAACCAGACCAUGCAGUUUGCUGGCAUGUCCAGUAAAUGGUGGUUAUUCCCAGUGGAGCCAAUGGUCAAACUGCACCAUGUCAUGUGACGGAGGAGAGACACAACGAAUCAGGAAAUGUAAUAAUCCAACACCAAAGAAUGGUGGAGAACCAUGCUGGGGACCAGCUAAAGAAACCAAGACUUGUAACAGUGGACCAUGCGGGCCAAAAUGUAGUGGUGGGAAGAUCUUUGACAGCAAAUGUGGGAACCGUUGCCCAUCACAAUGUGCACAAUUACAGCGAGGAACAUCAUGUAAUGAGGAUGAUGGGUGCCAGGCAGGAUGUCGCUGUAGAGAUGGCUGGUUGGAAGACAGCAAUGGAAAGUGUAUCCCACAAGAAAUGUGUGAAUGUCUGGAUGCCAAUGGACAAUUAUGGCCUCCUAAUUCAAAGUACAACAUUGAAUGUAAUAUGUGCAUAUGUCAGAGUGGCAAGAUCACUUGUUCUGAGAACGACUGUCCCGUAGAUUGUGGAUUUAGUCCAUGGUCAACUUGGUCCUCUUGCCCAAAAAGCUGUGGAAAUGCCAUCAAGAUUCGGUUCAGGUCACCCAAUAACCCUCCAUUAGCUAAUGGUGGCCGACCAUGCCAAGGUGCUACAAGCGAGAGCAGAUCAUGUGACCUUCCAGACUGUCCUGUCUUCUGUUCAACUGAUGAUGGGCAUGUCUUUUCAGAAGGGGAGCAAGUAUCCGAUGACCAUUGCAAUACUUGUAUCUGUCACAAUGGGUUCAUCACGUGUACCAACAACACAUGCAAUGCUGCUGUUAAGUCAGAGUGGUCGGUCUGGUCGCCUUGUGAUGCAACGUGUGGGUACAAUGGAAAGAAAGUACGAUCAUUAGCAUGUGAAAUAGAUAAAGAAGACCCAAGCUGUGUAAAUGGCGUCAAGAUGGAAUCUAAGAAAUGUAAUCUACCACCAUGUGCAGAGGAUGGUAAUUGGUGUGAGUGGAGCUCGUGGUCAAUCUGCUCUGCGUCUUGUGGUGUCGGUCAGAUCUUCAGGUCACGUCAGUGUAUGUGUGAUGAGGCAUUAAAUGGAGGAAAGGAAUGCGAAGGGAAGCCGGUGGAGACAAAAGCGUGCUUCUUGGAGGCGUGUCCAGUCGACUGUGCAUGGAAUGAAUGGUCGCCAUGGUCAGAAUGCACGAUGGACUGUGGUACAGAGGAACAGAUCUCAACUCGUACAAGGACAAAAGCAACAAAUGGUGGUAGGGACUGUGACGGUCCUGUGAUUAGAACAAAGCUCUGUAACCUUCCUCCGUGUCAACGGUGUAUGUCUCCAUUUGUAAAUCGAGCUUGUGCCACGACAUGUCCGCGAAGCUGCAAAGAUUUAAGUAAGAAUACAGAAUGUAUGAUGCCCAGAAGAUGUGAGGAGGGCUGUAUGUGUCCAGGGGAUUAUUUGCUGCAAGAUGCUGAUGAUUGUGUUAAACCAUCUGAUUGUCGUUGUACUGUCACUGUGUCGGACCUACCGGUUCUGCCUGCUGCUUCCUUAGAUCAGCUUUUGAGAUCAACAACUUCACCGGUCAUCUUUGAGAUGAAUCCCGGAGAUGUAAUCGAUGUGGAGUGUAAUACAUGUGAGUGUACUAUUGGACGACUGGAAUGCAGCAACAAGACAUGCAAAGUGCCUGGUGGUUGGAGUACCUGGUCAGAUUGGGUUGGAUGUACACAAACCUGCAGCGAUGAACUGGUCUACAUGAUUAGAUUCCGUUCAUGCAACAGCCCUGAGCCUAGCCCAGCCCUACCUGACGGGGGAACUGGAUGUGAAGGAAACAAAGUGGAAAAAAAGAUGUGUGAACAUAUAACACCAUGCCCAGUUGAUUGCCAGUACAGUCCUUGGCUGGAAUGGACUGGCUGCAAUUCACCAUGUGGGGGCGGUAGUCAAACUCGUAGACGUGACAUUUUAAUUGAAGCUAAACACGGCGGUCGCCCAUGUCAAGAAGAAUUAUUACAGUCGCAACCUUGCAAUCCCGAACCAUGUCCAGGUGAAUUUUGCCUGGAGCGUGGCAUGAUAUUUGAUGAAUGCGCAACCCGCUGCCCUAUGACCUGUCAGGGUCUGAGUAUCCCUUGUAUGCAGCCAGUCUGCCAGCCUGGAUGUCGGUGUAAGGAAGGAAAAUACUUACAAGAUGGGGAAUGUGUACCUCAGGAAGAAUGUCAUUGUGUGUUUGACUUGUUUCAAACGAACAGACAAAUUAAGCAAUCUGCUUGGAUGUUGACCGAUGAUGAGGAAAAUGUCAUACCGCAAAAGCCACCAUUGCUUUACCAAGAAUCUUGCAAUGAGCCGCUUCCUCUCCCGUCAAAUGCCCCUUUAUCACUAUCCCUUGAUAGUGAACCAGAUAGCAGCAACAUGUACGGUUGGCAUGGAGGUCAUUUAACACUGCUGUUUGACACACCCCAGCAUAUUACCGGUUUAAAAGUUCAAGGAGGGGGAGCUCAUAGUGGAGACUACUUGGAACGAUUGAUUGUACUGUACAGGACAAACACUUCAACCAUAAUUAGACCAAUUUUGUCUGAUGAUGAUCUAACUCCCAUGGUUUUCCAUAGCAACAGUGAUCCGAUCACUAUUGCUCAGAUCCAUCUCCCUAACGGUGGCAUCGUUGCAACCUCGAUUACCAUUCUUCCAAUCAUCGCUGCAGACGAUACAUUCAGACUGCGACUACAGCUACUUAGUUGUCCUGAAGCUCACGAGCACAUGCGUCUCAGUCAAGCUUCACUCACCAACCAGAGCAACGGUAUGCUAUCAACAUCGAUUUCAAGGGCGUCACUAACACCUACUUCAUCUGCAGUAAUCCCCAUGAGAUUCCGACCGAUACUUGUUCCUCCGUAUGGGACAUUAGGCAACAAGGGAUACCCACCAGGCAGUGUGCUUGACUUCCCUUGCAGUCAAUGCAACUGUUCUGGUGGUUUGUUCAUGUGUACUGAUCUACCGUGUCCACACUUUGAUAGUUGGACAGCUUGGACAGAAUGUACAGCAUCAUGUAAUGGUGGUUAUCAACAUCGUAGCAGGGAAUGUUUAGAUAGAACAGCCGAGAAAGACUGUAAAGGAUCGAGAUUUCAGACAACAAGAUGUAACAUGGAGCCGUGCUCUGUUGAUUGUCUGUGGGGUGCUUGGGGUACAUGGACAUCUUGCAGUGCUAUCUGCAAUGGGGGUACCCGUCUCCGUUCACGUCUUAUCCUCAUCCCUUCUCUCUUUGGUGGGCGUAACUGCGAUGGACCCAAGACACAACUGGUUCCCUGCAGCACUCAGCCUUGCCUUACUUGCCCCAAGGGUACUACAUGGUCAGCGUGCGGGAACCGCUGUCCACGGGACUGUCAUGAUAUCCAAGAUGGCAGCCAGUGCAUAAAUACGGAGCAAGGUUGCCAAGAAGGAUGUGUCUGCCCAGAUGGGAUGCUGUUACAGGACGGUCAAUGCGCACCAAUCAGUGAAUGCCGUUGCGUCAUCGACCAGAGCAUUUUUGGUGUAGUAACACCAACUGAACCGAAUAAGACGCAUUCCCAUUAUCACAGCCUCGCUCCCAAAAUAGAAUACCAAAGGGGUGAUGUCGUUUACAACAAGUGUAACAAGUGCACCUGUCAAGGAGGCCAUUUCCAAUGCACCAAUCACAACUGUAGGAAGGAUUGUGGAUGGAGUGAGUGGUCUGAGUGGUCAAAAUGCUCAGUAACAUGUGGAUCAGGCAUCAGGGAGUCCCAUAGGACUCCAGAUAACCCUGUUAGGGCAUACGGAGGAGUUGAGUGUGAGGGACCCAGUGAGAAGAAGGAAAGUUGCUAUUCUGGGGACUGUGAAUGUGGAAAGAACGAGAUCUUCAGCCAGUCAGCCACUCUCUGUCGUCCUACAUGUCAAGACAUACACAGAUACCAAGACAGAGUAAUCAUUCAAGACCUGGAUACCAGUAAAGGUCAAUCAGAUUGUGGCCAGCCACAUGAGGCUUGCAUUUGUCAAACAGGAUACUACUUGAAUUCUACAGGCGGGUGUGUGUUGCCCCACCAGUGUGAAUGUUUGGAUGAGGAGAGGUUGCCACGGAAACCAAAUGAAGAAUGGAGACCAGAUAACUGCUCUGUUUGUUCGUGUAGGAAUGGCAUUGUGACAUGUGGUACUACUUGUAAUGUGGUCCCAUGUAGUGAGGAGAAUUCUGAGUUGGUGUAUGAGCCAGACGGAUGUUGCCCUGUCUGCAGAAAAAGAUUCCAAAAUGUGGAAACGUGCCACCUGGAGUUAGUUACUCGCAACAUCACAAACUCUGCUGGUUGCCAUGCCAACGAUGUACAGCUAAGCAUCUGUAUAGGAACCUGCUCUCCAGCCAAGGAGAUCACCCUUAGUGAACACCCCGAGUUCUCUGUCUGUCGAUGCUGUCAGGGAGUCUUGGAGAGGAUGAGUGGUAUGCAGAAGGCAGAGGAAGUUGACUUUGAAAUGGUUGCUAUGGUGUGUGAGGAUGGGAGUAUCAUAGAGACGCCGGUUGCUAAGUACACUGGAUGUACCUGUGAGAAGCCGUGUGGCGUACCUCUUGUAUACCAAGUAUUACCAUAAAUGCCGAAAACUGGAAAACAUUGAGAAGGUCGACAAAAUGGACCAUCAGCAGGAGUAAUCUUUGACACUUUAAUCUUUAACUAUCAUAGAUCACACAGAUUCAUUAUAUUUAAAAGAUCACUAUUUAAACGUACAGAAUUUAGAAUUGUGAAGCACUGGAUAUUUUGUUAAUUACAUUUAAGUGAUUUCUUGCAGUGAGUGGAUAAUCUUAGAAAUUAUUUAAUGGGAGAUAUUCGAGGCAAAUGAAAUGAAAUGUUUCCAAAUAAGUGCACGAAAAAAGUCUGAGAUAAUUAUCAAAUUUAGCAACUUCCUUUCCUUUUCAGCUACAUUCAAAUGAGGUUGGUUUAAACUUGACCAAAUAUUUCCCCACGCACAUUAUUUUUCGGGUUGCUCUUUUUUCGUCAUAUACAUCCCCACAAGAACUUGAUCUAUGCUACUUCCAGCCUGAACGGAAUCUCUCUUGAAAUCCUUAUCACUACAAUGAUCAAAUUGAUCAUCAUUUUAAUGCUUUAGUGACUCUGUUUUAAGCAAACUAAGGACAUGGACUAGAAUGCGUUGGUUCAGUGUUUUUUUUUUUCUGUUUGCUUUUGUUAUCUUUUAUUCGUUUGUUUAUCGGGAUUUACCAGUAGCAACUCACACACAGCAUUCAUUGCAAGGUAUCACUUGUUUUUUCGAUUCAUUUCAAAUAAAGAUUUCAUUUUCAUUGA
Messenger RNA from Acanthaster planci (crown-of-thorns starfish), 7738 nucleotides. Its product is annotated as SCO-spondin-like. NCBI's taxonomy places the organism in Eukaryota, Metazoa, Echinodermata, Asteroidea, Valvatida, Acanthasteridae. The record is from RefSeq and is a predicted model, not a curated record. Gene Ontology annotation, molecular function: protein binding.